Molecule: messenger RNA, 1995 nt
Organism: Micromonas commoda
Lineage: Eukaryota; Viridiplantae; Chlorophyta; Mamiellophyceae; Mamiellales; Mamiellaceae
Exons: 1
Coding region: 1-1995 (664 amino acids)
Biological process (GO): signal transduction
Molecular function (GO): 3',5'-cyclic-nucleotide phosphodiesterase activity
Source: RefSeq, a predicted model, not a curated record
AUGGAGCACCCGUACGACCCGUGGGACUUCCCCGGUGCCCCACGCGUCAACGACCAGAACCGUCACAACCCCUACAACGGAUACCACGGCAACGAGCUCGAGUUCGUCGAGACGUGCCUCGCGAUCUUCCACGAGGCCGGGCUGCUGACGCACUUCGGCAUCGAAGACGGGUUGGCGCGCAGGUUCUUCGCGAACAUGUACGCCAGCUACGGCGCGAUGCCCUACCACUGCGCGCUCCACGGCCAGGAGGUGCUCGCGGCGGCGCACUGCCUGACCAGGGAGAUCGUCGAGUGCGGCCACGGCCCGUUCACCAAGCUCGAGAUCCUCGCGCUCUACGUCGCGGCGCUGGGGCACGACGCGGGGCACUUCGGCGUUAACAACGCGUACCUGCAGAACAGUCGCCACGCGCUGUACAAGCUGUACACGGAGAGCACGCUGGAGCACUACCACGCGCAGAUCUUGGCGCAGACCGUCACGCACCCCGCCGACGGCAUCGCGACGUGCAUCCCCGAAGCUGGGGGCGCUCGAGCGGAUUUCUUCAGGCUGCUGGAGGACAUCGUGCUCGCGACGGACAUGAGCAGGCACAAGCACCUCGUGGGCGAGUUCCAGUGGUGGGUCGAGGAACUCGCGGGCGGGAGCGUGGGCGCGGGCGUCUUCCUCCGCCAGGGCGACAGCGCGAGGGGAUCGGACGGCGAGAGAGCCGGAGGGGCGUCGUCGGGGGGAAUCACGGAGCUCCUCCGCUUCGGCGGCGAGCGAGCGGACAGGGCGCCCGCGCUCGUCCGCGCGCGCAGGCUGGACACCGAGCGACGCGAGAUGCUGCUGAUCAUCUGCAUGAAGUGCGCGGACCUCAGCGGCCUCGUCAUGGACCUGCCCCGCGCGGACUUUUGGGGCUACCGCAUCAUGAUGGAGAACCUGAAGCAGGGCGAGCGGGAGAUGCGCGAGCGGGUGGAACAGACGACGCCGACGACGAGGGAGGGUGCGCUGGCCAACUACUUCGCGCACCAGGCGGGGUUUCUGGAGCACGUCGUCCUCCCGAUGUUCGACACCCUGACGCUUUUCACCUCCGGGCGGUUCAGGAAGAAAGUGUUGGCGUUGGGGAGCGAGAACUUAGCGGCGUGGCGAAAAGGGCACGGGGAGGCGAUGAUGACCCGCGCCAAGAUGCAGCGCGAGGCGGCGCUCACCCGACACCUCAUGCGGUGCUGCGCGGGCUUCCUCAUGGUCGUGGUGUUCAUCAUAAGCCGCGGCAUGCUGCUGCGAAAGACGAUGAACGAGAUGGCGGGCGAGUUCCGCGGGAGCGCGAACCCGUACGCGGCGCAGGCGUUGGACGAUCUCGCCGUCCUCCGCUUCGUCUUCAGGUGGAUCGCGCUCGUCUUCGGGUUCCUCGCGGCGUGUUGCCUCACCCUCGCCUCACCGAUCGUCGGCGCCCGGUGCAGCGCGUCGUGUCGCGAGGCGGUCAUCAACGUCUUCUUCGUGGUUCAGGUUGUCGUUCGGUACUCGAUGAACGUUUUGCGGUACGCGACGGUCAAGUCGAUGACUCGCGCGGGGAUGUUCGACAUCGUGGGCGAUCCGUUCGUGCGCAAGUCGGCGGCACAGCUGUACCUCAACGGCGUCGGCGUGACGAAUAACCACGUCGUGACGCCGUGCUUGUUCACGCUCAUAUACUACAUAGGUCUGCCGUACUACUCGCCUGGGGUGCACUGGUUCAUGCACUGCACCAACGUGGCGUUACGGUUUGUGCUGGAUCACAACCUCAAGGUGAACGAGGCCGACACCAGCAUGCUGGGCUUGGUGUGGCGGAUGGAGGACGUCACGAGGGGCUGGCUGACGAUGCUGGCUUUCCCGCUGGCGCUGGCGGUGUUUGACAGGCGGGGGUUCUGGGCACUGAUGCCCAGGCCAGUCAAGAAACAGUUCUCGAGGAUGCGGCGGUGGCAGUACACGAGGAGAGUUCGGGCGAGGGCGGACGGGGGAAUUCGCGGCAAGUCCCACGACGCCUGA